This is a messenger RNA of Aspergillus aculeatinus CBS 121060, 702 nucleotides long. RefSeq lists its product as uncharacterized. NCBI's taxonomy places the organism in Eukaryota, Fungi, Ascomycota, Eurotiomycetes, Eurotiales, Aspergillaceae. The record is from RefSeq and is a predicted model, not a curated record. The transcript has a single exon. The coding region runs from base 1 to 702 and encodes 233 amino acids.
AUGACCUCCAAACUCCUCGUCGCCAUCCUCAUCCUCACCGCAAGCACAGCCAACACCCUCCCCAACCACCCCAACCCACCCCAACAGCUCAUGCAACCCCUAGACAACCUCAAGAACCCUCAUGAAGUGCUAACCACCCCCUGUCCCGACCCACACCACCAACCCCAAAACCACCCCCACUGGCUCGACAUCUCCUACGGCCAAUGCUACCACCUCAUCCACCCGGACUUCGGCCCCCUAGUCGACAGCACCUGGGGCCUCUCCGCGGCCCCCUUCCAAUGGCUAGCCUUCAAGCAAGGCCACAAGCCGCGGCGCCUGCAGGUGUGCCGCACCGAGCACUGCGACGACGAUGACGGCCCCGUGGAGAACCAUGGCACCUUCUACCUGCGCGACCUGCGCGGCUCGCACAAGACACAGUGGCAGCCGCGCUUCCUCAACGUGUUCGAGGGCCUCUCCAGCCAGGUGUGGCCUGAUGCGCACGACGGGCAGGGCAAGCGGGCGCGCUUCACGGCGUCGGCGGUCGCGCACGGCGACUGGCUCCGCCUGCGGGUGGUGGAGAGCGCCACCGGGUACAAUGGGUUGCAUGUCAAUUCGGAUAGUGGGCCCGAGCAUAGUUUUGUGUAUGCGGAUCAGGUGGAGAACAGUUUGAGUUUUUGGUUUGUGGGGUGUGAUGGGCAUGAUGGUGGGGAGGGGGUGGGUUAG